CAGGAGCAGUACACAUGAGUUGUCAAACAGGUUUGUCUUGCGCUGCUAAGAGGUCUCAAACACGUUCAUGCGGGAGAGAGUCGUCGUGUUUUCGCUUUACUUUAACAAAAACUCCAGCAGGGCCCCAGGAGCUAAUUUAAAAAUUUCCAGGAAGUCUCAAGGAGCUUGAAUUCGGCUGAGAUGCUGAGGUUACAUCUGUUCAAAAUGGCCUGAAGAUGAUGACAAGCCAGCCGUACGCAGGCAACAAUACAUGAUAACGCUAAGGAAAAUACUGUGAAGAAGAUGUGGGCAAGUACAGGUAUAAUUUUAAGUGACAAAAUGCCUGUGGGGACGCUCCAACACCCAGUGAAGCAACCAAUGAGAGCUGCUGUAAUAGUUACACCGCCACGCUUGCGUCCUAAGGGCCCGGUGGGCCCAGAUUUUUACCAGAGAAGACCAAGAGAAGCAGCCAGACCAAAGCAGAGUGCUGUGGAGAGACUGGAGGCAGACAAGGCUAAAUAUGUGAAGAGUCAAGUGGCUCUUUCCAAACAACAGCCAGUCAGACCGCCUGAGGUGCGGAAGCCUCCUGAGGUGCGGAAGCCUCCUGAGGUGCGGAAACCUCCUGAGGCGUGGAAACCUCCUGAGGUGCGGAAGCCUCCUGAGGUGCGGAAGCCUCCUGAGGUUCGGAAGCCUCUACUCAACCCCAACACACCACUGCGCCCCACCAGAAAAGCCCCCACACAAACAAAGGUGAAGCAGGAGGAAGUCCAGCUCGACUUGGAGCAUCUGAGCAACCUCAUUAGUGAUGUUCCAGAUGGACCACAGUCCAGUACAUCUACAGGGUCGGAGGACAGUAAAGCACACAACCCCCCCUGCAAAAUUCCUGCAGGUGCACUAAAAAUAAAGGAAAAACCAUGUCCACCUCCACGUCCUGACUGGUCCAGUCUAGCUAAAGUGAGAUUAAAAGCAUCUGGACCUGCUAAGGUAGAGAGUCCUGGUACUCUUGGGGCUCCAGCUGCAGGGACCGUACGCAGAGUGGACGUCAUGCCCCAGGCUGGCCCUGUGAGGACAGCCUGCAGACCACCUCAGUACAUGCGGCAGCCCCUCCAACCCGUACCUUUACAUUCCCAGUUUCUGCUCCACCCAGGUGCUUCAAAGCUGCGGGACUUCCACCCCAGAACAACACCAGGUUCCUCUCCUCUGAAACCACUUGUUGCCUCAUCAAAACCUGACAACCUGCCCUCCCCUCAUUCCGAGACCCCGGCACCUGCUCCACCACCACCCCCGAACCUUCCUGCUAUCCCUCCACCUUCACCAGCAAUCACACGUUUGUCCUCUUCCAGCUCCAGGAAGCGGCCCUCCUUGACCCGGUCCAAGUCUGACAUGAGUGACCGGUACUCUCGCGCUGGGACUGAGCUGGAGCGCUUCUUUAACCUGUGCGGCUUGGACCCCGCAGAUUUGCAGGAGCUGACCGGUUCCAGCUCCGACAUCGUGUCCCUUGCUCGUUUUCGCAGCGUCAGCGCUCCAGGGUCCGAGUGUGGAGGUUCUGGCAGAGAAGAUGGAGAUGAUGAAGAGGAUGAAGAUGCCGGCAGAGUUGCAGAUCGCGUUCCUUACGGUGUUUCCGUCAUAGAGAAAAAUGCACGAGUGAUUAAAUGGCUUUAUGGUCUGCGGCAGGCCAAGGACAACCCAACUAAAAGCACCAAUUUGUAGAAACUUUAGUUCAAAAGUGAAAUUUUCAACUUCUUUUCUUUUGAAAAUGAACGUGGAUAAUGCCCAGACUUAAGGGUUCCCUUUAUUAGACCGAAGUAUGGAGGAUAAUUUUUUUUUUUGAAGUAAUAAAGUCUGUUUUUUAAAUUUUUCUUUGUUUUUACAGAGUCAGAAAAUUGGAAAUUAAAUUGUUUAAGUCUUUUGCAUUUUUUUUGUAAGUCUGAUGGUUUGGGCUGUUUGCCGUCUCGCUUUGAAGUAACUUUUGUGGUCAACACAUUCUGAUGUAAAUAAGUGGCAUUAAAGCUAAAUAUGGUGCAAGCA
Molecule: messenger RNA, 2007 nt
Organism: Melanotaenia boesemani (Boeseman's rainbowfish)
Lineage: Eukaryota; Metazoa; Chordata; Actinopteri; Atheriniformes; Melanotaeniidae
Gene: fam110a
Product: family with sequence similarity 110 member A
Exons: 2
Coding region: 283-1689 (468 amino acids)
Source: RefSeq, a predicted model, not a curated record